AUGCAAAGUGAAUUCGUCCCGUUCUUAAUCUAUUCGCCGAUGUCGUUAACUUUCACUGUUAAAGAUCAAUUUUCAAUCGCUCCGAAAGUCUAUCAAGGAUGGAGCUGCGUUUCUGACGCGUUCAAUCUAUCGACGACACAAACGCCUCGUCCUUGUUCCCGCUGGAUGAUUUGCUCUGAGCAAGGACAGGGAUUUAGUUCGAAAGAGGCUCGUGCCGGCGCACGUGGCUUAACCCUGUCGAGCGGGUAUCCGGCUGGUCUUGGUAUCCGUUUACAGGAAGCGGGCUAUUUACCCCGUCUGGUUUCCUCGUCACGUGCCGCAGGGAAGCGGAAGAGCGCGGUGGAACUGCUACAGGAGACGAAGGCGUUCUACGUGAAGAGCGAGACCGUGCUGGACCGGAAGCAGGAGCUGAAGAACAGCGGUCAUCUUCAGGUCUCGCAGCUGAGCGCGCCCAGCGCGCCACCCAGGCUGCUGAGAAAAUGCGGGAACACGCCGACCUGUUCGAUGCAACCGACGUCGCCGUCGCAGCUGCCACCUGCUCCGAUGACGCCACCUUGUUGCUGGGCAUCGUGCCACGAACAGGAUAGGCCGGACGGAAUUCUGAGUCCUCAACAAACACUGCCACCCGCACUGCCACCGAAGAGUCCGCGUUUGGUUCCUGUUCCGCAGCGGCGAACGAUUUCAGGGCCACCGAGCAGCACCGGUGGAGAUCAACUGCAGACGAAAUUACGACGGUUGUUAAACACCGAUAGCAAGGAGAACGUCUUCUUCCCUGACAGCCCGACGCAAACGAUCGUUCAGACGAACGGUAUUCCGCAGGAGGAGAAAUUCCGAUAUUCUCCUGGAAGUCUGUCGCCCAAUUUUCGCGAGGAUGAUCGCGUAAAGCACUGCACGCAGGAUGUUCGCUUCAAAUUUGGCCGUAGCAACUCGCAUUCGCAUACAUCCGGAAGAUCUGGAAGGAAAUCGACCAGCUCGCAAUCGGUGGAGAACACCGUGUGUCACAAAUCUUUGCCCGACCUCCAUACUAGCACGCGACGACGAGCGUCCCUGUCGCCACGUGCAUCGACCAAGUCAUCUAAGCCAUCCGGUCAUCAUCAAUCGUCGAGCAAUUGCCCGGAUUGUGAAACUAGUUCGGACUAUUCGGAGCACAGUUUCAAACGAGACGCAGUUUGUUAUCGCAGUUGUUACUAUUCCAGUUCUAGACACAUCAGACGUUCGUUAGGUUCAGGUGGUGGUGACGCGAGUAGCGUGUUGUCUGCCGGUGGUCGAACGCAAAAGUCGUCAGGUUCCAGUAAAUUAAGUCACGGAGCGACAGCGAGAGAUUCCGGAGGAUCGUCUGGACACUGUACACCUCGUAGCGAGCCUCCGCCAGUGAUACAAGAUUGCUGGAGUCAUAUACGUCGGGACAGCGGUGCAUCUACUCAACACUCGACAGAAAAAGAUCGUUCAAGAAGAGGUAGUUACGCUAACGGUACCCCACCAUCUGUUGUAAGACGCUACAGUCCUGAUUCUGAGAGCAGCAACAGUCAAACAGAUUAUAGUCCGACGUGCAACUCAAGGUUUUCCGAUGGCUGGAAAGAAGGUCGCGGUAGACCAAUUCUGAGAUCGAAAUCGGAUAUUAGCGAUCGCUAUUGGCGUCAGGAUAAUGGUCGAUCCAAUAAAGUACCUGCACGACCCCCACGGUCGAUCACCCAACUCGAGAACUUCUUUGACUGUUUAGGUCUCGAUUCGGAAAAUUAUCAACGUAUUACGAAACCAGACUCGAAAUCGUCGUCUCCUGUAUUUUUCGAUAGCGUUAGCUCCGUCGAUUCGGCGUUAGGACUUUACUCGUGGGCUGGGAACAACCAAACGAAUCAGAGUAGUCAGUGGCAGAACAAUGAUUGCAGCGUCGGUAUGGGUAACGACGACUCUAACCAAAGGGUUAACGAUCCACCGAGCAUCGUCGAGCGUAACGCUCGGAUAAUUAAAUGGCUCUGUCAGUGCCGAAAAGUGCAGUUUGGAUUUAGUUAAGCAACGCGUUUAGAAAGAGGACAAUCGACUCUCCAGUCUUAGUAACGUGCAUUCAAGUCAACGAAAGCAGAGAGUUUUUCAUCUUGCCAACGAUUCAUUUUUCUACCUGUUACAGAAAUCUUUGCCUUGAGUUGGCUAGGAAACGGCAUGAAUGCAAGCGAGUAUAUUUUUUUUUUUUCUUGCUUUUCUUUUCUUCGAUUACCAAUGCUACAGCGUGUAUCCUGUUAAUUUAUCUUCCUCUUUUUCCUUUUACUUCAUAAGCAUAUGUGCCAUCUACUUAUAUAACUUGUUAUGCAUUUGUGUUGCAGUUUUAAAUUGUCAAUGAAACUUCUUAGUUUCUAACAUUCUGUUUUUGCUGACGUGUUUUUGACAAAAUUUGUACAUAUAUAGAAUUUAGAAUUGUCGAUUAUUUUCAUAUGUAUAGUAUCAUUUUGCUUGUUUGAAUAGUUUUGUUUUUAGCGGAUCACUUUAUUGCUGUAUGUUAGUUCUAUUUUUAUGACAAGUUUAUGUUCUCAUACGAAUCAGCCGAGUGUUUUUAGCGUUUUUCUUGCAACUUUGUGGUUUAUCGGUCAAGGAUGUUAUAUAUAAAAAGUAUAGAGUUUAUUGCACCGUUUUUUGUCUCCAAUUUAACUAAGUAAAUUAGUCGUUGCCAAAUUUGAUUGUUAUUGCUUUUCUUGUGAAAAUGUCCAUGAAUAACUGACGUUUGUAUUAGUUUCUCAUACAGUAGAAUCAUUUUUCUUUCUCACAGUUUUACUUUUCAUGCCACACAUUUUAACAAUGAAUACAUUGAUUAAUAUCCGAGUAAUUUGAUGUUGAAUGCUGAAACUGAAGAUAUGGUUCGAUUUUUCUGGUUACGUAGGAAUUGAAUUGAUGACAUUGCAGUUGUAUCAAAAAGUCGAAUUUUUAUCUUACAAUGCAGAGAAUACUUGCUGUAUUUUUUCCAGUAGCAUUAUUAUUACCGUAGUAUCAAUUCAAUCACAUUAAUGUUUUUGCUGGUGGUUCUAGAUUGUUAUAUUAAUCUGUAUUGAGCUGCAUUGUAGAUGUAAUAUUGGUACAAAACAAAAAAUUCUAUGUGAUUUACAGAAUUUUUAAGAACUUUUCUCUGUGAAACUUCUCGCCAAUGGAAUUUAUAUAAGGAAUUUCAUACAAUUUUCAUGUUGAUGUUAUAUCCCAUAAGUCUUGUUGAAUGAAAUUACGUUUAAUCGUUACAAAAUUAUUUUCGUAAUUAUAUAAUAUACGUAUUUUAAAAACUUUUAUAACAUUGGAAAUUGUAAAUUCGAUUGAAAAAUUUAUCUUGUUUAUUAUAUGAUGUAAUUAAUCUAAAUUUUAAAAUAUUUUAAAAGUUAAAUAUCAAUUUUAUUAUAUAAUCGGUAUUUUAUUUAUUAUAAGUAUCUACUUUGUGCCUAAAGAAAAAGUUGAGAAAUCUUAUUUUAGUGAAAAAAAUGUAUUCUAAUCGUUUGAUAUAUCGUAUACGUUCAAUAUUUUAUUAAUGAAGUUUUCGAUUAAAGCCUGUCUGUUUUAUAAAAUUUGAUAUUAUCGUUUAAGUAUUAAAAAAAAGAAAAAAAAACGAUAAAAUCUUAUAUUUUAGAAAAUUUAA
Molecule: messenger RNA, 3607 nt
Organism: Heterotrigona itama
Lineage: Eukaryota; Metazoa; Arthropoda; Insecta; Hymenoptera; Apidae
Source: the annotation of a GenBank genome assembly